This is a messenger RNA of Camellia sinensis, 828 nucleotides long. The record is from RefSeq and is a predicted model, not a curated record. NCBI's taxonomy places the organism in Eukaryota, Viridiplantae, Streptophyta, Magnoliopsida, Ericales, Theaceae.
AUGGGCGACAAGGAGACGUUGAGAUCCUAUAACGGUUGGUAUUGGGAGACUUUCAACCAGAUAGGAGAUUGCCCCACAAAUCUCGUCAUCGCGCAAUACAAAAGGGGUCUACCAGUUAGAAACAAGUUGAGGGACUCAAUUACUAUGACGCCACCCCUCACGAUUGAGGCCCUAAUGGAGAGGGUGCACCAACAUAUCCGCGUAGAGAAAGAUAGCGCCCAGGCUAAAGCAAAAUCUGGCUCAACAGUAAUGCCAGACAAAAAGACUGCAGCAAAAGUCAACACAGUAAAACAACCAAACAGGAAUGGACGAAGCAGGCGAGCCUACAGGGAGGACCCAGAAAAAAAGAGGUUAAGAGUUCGCACUGCCAUCACCACCGUGUUCAAUAAACCCAUCUACCAAAUUCUCAACAAGAUAAAGAAUGAACCCUUCGUUCGGCAGCCAGCCAAGUUGGGAAUAGCACAAAGGGGCUACGACGAGAGGUCUCGCUGUACCUUCCAUGAUGAGAAGGGGCAUUUAACUGAAAAUUGCGCACCCUUGAGGCAACAUCUGGAAGAAUUAGUAGCUGCUGUUGAACCCUAUCAUCCUGAAAAGGUUCUUAAACAGUUUGGUAAGGUUCAGACCAUCCCACCUGCGCCACUCGACCCUGUUCGUGCUAUUAGAGGUGUCACAGCAGGCCAAUAUAGACGUAUUGAUCACGCAUUACGGAUUGCACAUCUUAUCAUUGAGGCGGGCUAUGAUGCUAGUGUUCGUGAGCCAUAUAGGUUAAAUGAGGCCAUUGAGAGGAUAGCAUGUGUUCUUCAGGAUCAACAAAUCGAUGAGGCUUGA